GGGAAGCUGGCCAACAAGAUUUAGCGGUGGUGCCCCGUGGGCUUACUGUACACAUACCAGGACCCAGGACAGCCGGGCUGAGCCGGUGGUGGCAGUCUGAGCCCUCUGCAGACCGUCCCGACCAUCCUGGACAAUGCUGCUUGCCCUAGGCGCCUAUUUCCUCUGGCUUUUCACCAGUGACCUCUGGGCCGUUCAGGCUAAGGACCCAGAUACUGACGUGAGCACAAGGAGCCUUCACCGGGACUUGGCUCCAAAGAACACUGACUUUGCCUUUACCCUGUAUAGGCAUCUAGUGGCUUCAGCUCCUGGCAAGGAUGUCUUCAUCUCCCCUGUGAGCAUCUCCAUGGCCUUAGCUAUAUUGUCUCUGGGUGCCUGUGGCCACACACGGGUCCAGCUUCUCCAAGGCCUGGGCUUCAACCUCACCAAGAUGCCUGAAGCUGAGAUCCACCAGGGCUUUCGGCACCUCCACCACCUCUUCAAGAAGGAGUCAGAAACCAUGUUGGAAAUGGCUAUGGGUAAUGCCUUGUUCCUUGACCGCAGCCUGGAGCUUCUGGAGUCAUUCUCAGCAGACACCAAGCACUAUUAUGAGUUGGAGGCCUUGGCUACAGAUUUCAAGGAUGGGGCUGGAGCCAGCAGACAAAUCAAUGAGUAUAUCAAAAAUAAGACACAAGGGAAAAUUGUGGACUUUCUAUCAAAGCUGGAUAGUUCAGCCAUGCUCAUCCUGGUCAACUACAUCUUCUUCAAAGGCACAUGGGAACACCCCUUCAACCCCGAGAGCACCAGGGAGGAGAACUUCUACGUGAACAAGACCACCGUGGUAAGAGUGCCCAUGAUGUUCCAGUCGAGCACUAUCAAGUACCUUCACGACCGGGUGCUCCCCUGCCAGGUGGUCCAGCUGGAGUACAUAGGCAACGGGACCGUCUUCUUCGUGCUCCCAGAUGAGGGGAAGAUGGACACGGUCAUCGCCGCGCUGAGCCGGGACACCAUUCAGAGGUGGUCUGAGUCCAUGAUCACGCGCCAGGUAAACCUGUACAUCCCAAAGGUGGCCAUCUCCGGAGCCUAUGACCUCAGUGCCAUCCUGGGGGACAUGGGCAUUGUAGACUUGCUCGACAAGGGGGCAGAUUUCUCCGGCAUCACCCAAGAGGCCCAGCUGAAGUUGUCAAAGGUGGUCCAUAAGGUUGUGCUGCAACUCGAUGAGAAGAGUUACAAGGCAGCCGAAUUCCCCAUGGUCAUGCUAGACAUGGCAUCUGAGCCUCUCACCUUCCACUUCAACCGGCCCUUCAUUAUCAUGAUCUUCGACCACUUCACAUGGAGCAGCCUUUUCCUGGGCAAGGUUGUGAAUCCGACCUAAGGGCGCGGCCCCCAGGAGCCACAGCCCCAGCUGACCUGCACACGAGG
Messenger RNA from Mirounga angustirostris (Northern elephant seal), 1398 nucleotides. RefSeq names its product corticosteroid-binding globulin-like. Bases 134 to 1351 code for a protein of 405 amino acids. Gene Ontology annotation, molecular function: serine-type endopeptidase inhibitor activity. The transcript is spliced from 5 exons. The record is from RefSeq and is a predicted model, not a curated record. NCBI's taxonomy places the organism in Eukaryota, Metazoa, Chordata, Mammalia, Carnivora, Phocidae. Gene Ontology annotation, biological process: negative regulation of endopeptidase activity.